Molecule: messenger RNA, 1386 nt
Organism: Zingiber officinale
Lineage: Eukaryota; Viridiplantae; Streptophyta; Magnoliopsida; Zingiberales; Zingiberaceae
Product: epoxide hydrolase 4-like
Exons: 5
Coding region: 130-1155 (341 amino acids)
Molecular function (GO): catalytic activity
Source: RefSeq, a predicted model, not a curated record
CUAAUAGCUACUCGUCGACCAUCAAAUCUUUCCACCGUCUCCCAUCUUCUUCUCCAUCGUCGAGUAUAUUUGUAGAAGAUGAAGAACUGAAAGGAGUCGGAAUUGAGCGACAAGUUGAUCGGAUUUGAGAUGGUGAACUGGGUGGCGGCGCAGAUGCCGCUCCUCCACUGGCUGGUGCGCGGCGCCGGCCUCCGGCGGCAGAGCAUUGAGAUCGAGCCCGGCACCACGAUGGCCAUGUGGGUACCCAAGCACAAGGCCAGCCGGGGGAGCAGCAGGGCUGAGGUCGUAGUGCCCGAAGAUAAGUCCGCCGGCGUUAAUGUCCGCCGCGGCGACGAAGACGAGAAGAAGAGGAGGAGGAAGGAGAAGAAGAAGGAGAAGCCGGCGGUGGUGCUGGUGCACGGCUUCGCGGCGGAAGGCCUCGUAACGUGGCAGUUCCAGUUCGGGGUGCUGGUGAACCAGUACGACGUGUACAUCCCCGACCUCUUCUUCUUCGGCGGUUCCUCCACCGCGUCCGCCGACCGGUCCCCGGGGUUCCAGGCGCGGUGCCUUUCGGCUGCGCUCGACGAGCUCGGCGUCCGCCGCUGCACGGCCGUGGGGUUCAGCUACGGCGGGAUGGUGGCGUUCGAGAUGGCGGAGCAGCGGCCGGACCUCGUGCGCUCCCUCGUCAUCUCCGGCUCCGUCUUCGCCGUGACAGACUCCAUCAGCCAAGAGACCCUCGACCAGCUCGGCUUCGCCUCCUCGUCGGAGCUCCUCAUGCCGGAGUCCGUCAAGGGCCUCAAGGCCUUGCUCUCCAUUUCCAUGCACAAGAAACUCUGGUUCCCCAACUUCCUCUACAAGGAUUUUCUUGAGGUGAUGUUUACCAACAGAAAGGAGAGAGCAGAGCUUCUUGAAGGUUUGCUCAUCAGCAAUAAAGACGCCAAAGUUCCUUCUUUAGAUCAGAGAAUUCUCCUGCUAUGGGGGGAGAACGAUAACUUAUUCAAUUUAGAGUUUGCCAAGGACAUGAAGGAGCAACUGGGAGAAAACACCACACUGGAAGUCAUAAAGAAAGCAGGGCAUCUUCUUCACCUAGAGAGACCCUGCGUUUACAAUCGCCACCUCAAGAAAUUCCUUUCAGCUGUUCAAGCUGCAGAAGCAGAGGCAGAGGCAAAGGAAUGAGCCAAACUCUCCAGACUUUUAAUAUUAUUCAGUUAUUAAGGUUGUGAACUAGCAUGAUCAUUUGUUUGUUUCUCACUCGCAUGGAAUAAUUAAGCAACUUUUUCUCUUGUUUGUUUGUAGUUUACAUUACAAAUUAACUAUUAAAUAUCGAGUGCAAACCAUGAAGCAAGCUUGCAUGUAUUGAAUAUUCUAGUACAGAGAUUUAAUAUCUUCUUCCUGGUUGAUCUUUAA